Pseudophryne corroboree (corroboree frog) is the source of this 2792-nucleotide messenger RNA. It is a transcript of the gene FAM163B, whose product is annotated as family with sequence similarity 163 member B. Lineage: Eukaryota; Metazoa; Chordata; Amphibia; Anura; Myobatrachidae. The transcript is spliced from 5 exons. The record is from RefSeq and is a predicted model, not a curated record. The coding region runs from base 999 to 1475 and encodes 158 amino acids.
CAGGCUGCUGUGUGAGGGGAGAAGAGGAGUGAGGAGGACGCUGCUGGGGCUGCGCUUGUUUUUCCCUCAUCACUCGCUGCUUUAUUAUUUUACAGUUGGCAACACUGAUCCUCGUGCGAGUCGGCACCUCACUGUACCUCACUGCGAGGCAGGAGCCCUGCACCUCACUGCAAGGCACGGGAUCAGCACCUCAUUGCAGGCAAGACAAGGAGCCCAGUACCUCACUAUACCUGUCUGCAGGCAGGUCAGGAGUCCAGCACCUCACUAUACCUCACUGCGAGGUAGGAGGAGCCUAGCACCUCAUUACAGGCAAUACAAGGACCCCAGUACCUCACUGAAGGCAGGACAGGAGCCCAGGACCUUACUGUACCUCAUUGCGAGGCAGGACAGGAGCCCAGAACCUCGCUGCAGACAGGAAAGGAACCCAUCACCUCACUGUACCUCGCUGCAGGCAGGAAAGGAACCCAGCACCUCGCUGCAGGCAGGAAAGGAACCCAGCACCUCACUGCAGGCAGGAAAGGAACCCAGCACCUCACUGUACCUCGCUGCAGGCAGGAAAGGAACCCAGCACCUCGCUGCAGGCAGGAAAGGAACCCAGCACCUCGCUGCAGGCAGGAAAGGAACCCAGCACCUCACUGCAGGCAGGAAAGGAACCCAGCACCUCGCUGCAGGCAGGAAAGGAUGGACCCUGCACCCCGACUCUGAUCCGCUCCCCCUGCAGACGUCACCUGUGCACCCCCCACUGAGGAGACAGCUCUGGUCCCCACAGAUUGGAGAAGAAGCGUCUCCCUCAUGCAUUGGAAGCUGGACCUCACCUAGCAAGCGGGGUCUUCCACUCUUUACAGGUUACUUCCAGCUUAAACAGUCUGGUUCCCUAGGAUACUCGCCUGCGACGCGGCGCACCGCUGACGUCACUGGAAGGAGACACGGCAAGUGUGGCUGGACGGUCCGGCGGGCGGCGGCGCCUCGUGGCAGGUGGUUAAUGGAGAGACGGUCGAAUGACAGCCGGUACUGUGGUCAUCACCGGUGGAAUUUUAGCGACUGUUAUACUUCUGUGUAUUAUUGCGGUCCUCUGCUACUGCAGGCUACAGUAUUACUGCUGCAAGAAGGAGGACUCGGAAGAGGAUGAGGAAGAGCCCGAUUUCGCCGUCCAUUCCCGAUUCCCGCCGGUACAUUGCAACCGAAAUGUAGUGUUGGCCAAUGGCCCUUCCAUCUACGCUUCCCCCUACAACAAAAAGCACCCGCCCUACCGGAGCGUGUGUCACGGCUGCUCCCACAAUGAGCCGCCAGCUUUCCUCCUGCAGCCGCCGGACGAGAUCCGAAAUGGUGGCGAGCGCAUCACCUACAAGACGAUCAGCCAGGAAGAGAUCGAACUCCCGGUCAACCUGAGCAGUUUGCAGGUGCUGAAUCCCAACCGCCUGUCCGCAAUGAGGGAGGCCUUUUCCCGCAGCCGCAGUAUUAGUACGGAUGUGUGAGGGCAAGGAUGCGCCGGCAAUGCUCAGUACCACUUCUUUUGUCAUCUCGUUUGGGGUGGGGUGGGGGGGGGAUGAAUCCGCUCUUCCUGCAGAGAAUACACCGAAAUCUUUUCUUGAAAAUGAAAUCCAGAAGCUUCUGUCUCCCAGUCUAUGGUGGUAUUGUGCAAAACCCACUAAAGCACAGUACAACUCUCCCCCCCCAAAGGCUUAUUCAGCCCGUCGCACCACUUCCUCCCAGUGCUGUAUGAGCUUUUCAAUUAAUGGCAACGUGUUGUUUUUAAAACUAUGAAUGUACUUAUACAUUAUGUACCGGAUAUAAAUAUAUAUAAUGUGUCACUUUAAUGUCAAGCAAAAAAACAAUAAGAAAACAAAACAGACGGAUACAUUAGGGUCUUUGUGUGGGGGCGGAUGGAUAAGUUAUCUUUUUAUUUUAUUUAUAAACCUGUACCUGUCGGAAUCCUAAGUAUCGUAUUGACAGCAUUCACGUUUUUACGUAUGCAAAUAGUAUUAAUGCAACUUUGUAAUCUAAACAAAUGUUUGUCUGGUCUGAACGCAGUUACCGGGACAGGAAUGGGGGUCGGACAUUUAUGCAAAGGGAAAAGAGAGAGCUCUCACGUUUAUUCUUUUGUAACGGACUAGGCCACAAUGUCAGGGAGAAUAUGGCAGAUCCGGGUUACGCUGUGGUGGAUAACCAAUCAGACGAGAAUUUCCUUAGUGUCCUCCCGGUCCAAAGGAAAGUUCUAACUGUAACUCUUGCUACAGUAUAUAUAUAGAUUUAUACACUGGGAUGUUUUUAUAUAAUACAGGGGGAACUGUUUAUCUUCCGAAGUGGAAAUAUAUAUAUAAUAAUACAUUCCACGCCAUAAUGUCGUAUUAAGUUAAUCAGAAAACGUGAAAAUGGUGGGAUAUUUUUUAUAACUAUGUAUGGUGAGAUUAUGGGACAUAUGGGGUUAAAUCCACAUUCAUUUAAAAAAUGUUAUCUAUUAAAUUGCCCGAGACAAAAAACCCGCCCAAGAACGAAAAAACCUCAGCUGCUGAAGAACAGCAUGAGAUGCGCUGCGGCAUGUUAUAACGCCAGAGGGAGCGCUGCGGCAUCUUCACAGCUCCGACCUUUGCUGGACAUCCGUGUGAUGAUAUCACCAGGCUCAUUGUUGCAGUAAUUGUCUUUUUGCAAUAUUCAUUUGUUUGGAUUGCUUUAAUGUUUUUGUUAAGAAUGAAUAUUAUUUUAUUUAUAUUCGCUGAAACAUCGGAAUUUUUUAGAAUGUACAUUGGCACCGCCUCCAUUCUCCUUCGGUUACACCCUAAUUCCUGCUCCGG